This is a messenger RNA of Pygocentrus nattereri (red-bellied piranha), 6655 nucleotides long. RefSeq names its product collagen alpha-1(XIV) chain (gene col14a1b). Gene Ontology annotation, cellular component: interstitial matrix. The transcript has 48 exons. Gene Ontology annotation, molecular function: protein binding. NCBI's taxonomy places the organism in Eukaryota, Metazoa, Chordata, Actinopteri, Characiformes, Serrasalmidae. The coding region runs from base 107 to 5710 and encodes 1867 amino acids. The record is from RefSeq and is a predicted model, not a curated record.
CGAGCAGCAGGAGAGGAGCGCGCGAGCAGAGCGACGGGCUCGUGAGGCGACGCUGUGGAGAUUCCAGCCAGUGGAUGGUUUAAAGAGCGCCCCAGAGCACUAGGUGAUGAUGAGGACGAAGAUGCAGGCGCGCAGCAGCAGCAUGCUCUUCCUCCUGGCACUGGCGUCACUGCUCACCGGACCCACCCAGGGCCAAGCGCCAGCUCCUAGAAGAUUGCGUUUUAAGGAGCUAGGCUCAAGCAUGCUCAGUGUGUCCUGGAAGGAGCCGAAAGGAGAGUUUGACAGCUACAGGCUCAUCUACAGCUCAGGACAUCAAGAGAGAGAGGUCCAGGUGACCAAAGAAGAGGCCAAAUUUGUGAUUUCAGACUUUGACCACAGUAAAGAGUACACCUUCAAAAUCAUUGCCCUCAAUGGCGGCCAGCAGAGUAAACCAUUACUGGGCAGCUAUAAAGCGUCUAGGUCAGAGGUCACUGACAGCAGCCUGCAGACACACAGGGGGAAGCAGAACAGCGAGCCUGAGCGGGACAAUGAGAUCAGCGAAGUAGAUGUGUUUGUGUGUAAGACUCCAGCCAUAGCUGAUAUUGUGAUUUUGGUGGAUGGCUCUUGGAGUAUUGGCCGUAUUAAUUUCCGGCUGGUGCGCAUGUUUCUGGAGAGCCUGGUGAAUGCCUUCUCUGUCAGCUCUGACCAGACACGCAUCGGAUUGGCCCAGUAUAGUGGAGACCCCAGGAUUGAGUGGCAUCUGAACACACACUCCACCAAAGAUGCUGUUAUCAACGCUGUGAAGAACCUACCUUAUAAAGGAGGAAACACUCUAACAGGUCUUGCCUUGAUGUUCAUUUUGGAGAACAGUUUUAAGCCAGAGUCUGGAUCCAGAACAGGCGUUCCGAAAAUUGGGAUAUUAAUCACAGAUGGGAAAUCUCAGGAUGAUGUCCAGGGCCCUGCGCGGAGCCUGAGGGAAGCGGGGAUAGAGCUGUUUGCUAUUGGUGUGAAGAACGCUGAUGAGAAUGAGCUGAAGGCAAUCGCAUCCCCCCCAUCAGAGACUCAUGUGUAUAACGUAGCUGACUUUAGUGUGAUGAGCUCAAUUGUGGAGGGGCUGACCCGGACUGUGUGUGGGCGCGUGGAGCAGCUUAACAAGGAGAUCCACGGUGAAGGAGGCCCAUCUACAAUUCCUGCCGCACCCCGUGACCUUGUGACCUCUGAGGUCACAGCCAGGAGUUUUCGAGUGUCCUGGACUCACGCUCCCGGCACAGUGGAGAAGUACAGAGUGGUGUACUAUGCCUCCAGAGGAGCCCAGCCAGACGAGGUUGUGGUGAAUGGUGAUCAGAAUUCAGUCGUGCUGCAGCACCUCAACUCUCUGACUGAAUAUCAGGUCGCUGUGUUCGCUGUCUACAGUAACUCUGCCAGUGAAGCGCUGAGAGGCAGCGUGACCACACUGGCCUUGCCCAUGGUGAAUAAUCUCGAGCUGUAUGACAUCACACACAGCAGCAUGCGUGUGCAGUGGACAGCUGCAGAUGGGGCUUCCGGGUACAUGAUCCUGUACGCCCCCCUGACUGAGGGAGACGCAGCAGAUGAGAAGGAGGUGAAAGUAGCAGACACUGUGACUGAGAUUGAGCUACAGGAUCUGACUCCUGCAACUGAGUACACAGUCACUGUCUAUGCCAUGUAUGGAGAUGAGGCCAGUGACCCCAGGACUGGCCAGGAGACAACCCUUCCUCUAACUCCUGCCCGUAGUUUGCAGAUCAGUGAUGUGUCUCACAGCUCUGCAAAGCUCACGUGGGAGGCAGCGUCUCGUAAAGUGAACGGCUACCGCAUCAUGUAUGUGAAGACGGAUGGUGUUCAGACCAACGAGAUUGAAGUAGGCCGCAUCACCACACUGUUGCUAAGCAACCUCACCUCUUUGACGGAAUACACAGUAGCCAUCUUUGCCAUCUAUGAUGAGGGACAGGCUGAACCAGCUACAGACAGCUUCACAACUAAAUCGGUUCCAUCACCGUGGAGUUUUAGGAGCAGCGACGUCGGCACAGACCGGUUCAGAGUGAGCUGGCAACACGCAGCAUCUGAUAUCACUCUCUACAAACUCACCUGGAUGCCUGCGAGUGGAGGAGAGACCAGAGAGUCUGUGAUUAGUGGUAAUUCAAACUCUUACGUGAUUACUGGUCUGACGCCCCUGACGGAAUACGAGGUUGCAUUAACGGCCAUCUACAGAGAUGAGAGAGAGAGUGACGCGCUUGAGCUCAGCCAGACUACAGCUGCUAGAACAACAACUGUGGCAACCACAACUACCACCACAACUACAGCAGUCAUCCGUCUGGGCGUGAGGGGUCUGCAGCUGAGUGAUUUCACUACCUUUAGCAUGGGUGUGUCGUGGGAACUGCUGGGCUCCAACGUGCGUCAGUACAGAGUCUCCUACGUCACGGCACGUGGAGAUCGGGCUGAACAGGUGACGAUGGUUCCUGGCAAUCAGAAUUCAGUUGUGCUGCAGCCUUUGCUGUCAGAUACGGAGUACAGAGUGAGUGUAACGGCCGUUUAUGCAGACGAAGACGGGCCGUCUGUCACGCGCUCUGCUCGCACCUUGCCUCUCUCCGCUCCUAAGAAUCUGAGGGUGUCAGAGGAAUGGUACAAUCGCUUCCGCAUCACCUGGGACACGCCCCCUUCUCCCACCAUGGGCUACAGGAUCGUCUACCAGCCUGUCUCAGCUCCAGGUCGGGCCCUGGAGACGUUUGUUGGAGACGACGUGAACACCAUUCUGAUUUUGAACCUGUUAAGUGGCACAGAAUACAGUGUAAAGGUCAUCGCCACGUACACCACCGGCUCCAGCGAGGCGCUCACCGGCAGGGCCAGGACGCUUUACCUGGGUGUGACUAAUCUGAACACCUAUCAGGUGCGGAUGAACAGUAUGUGUGCUCAGUGGCAGCCUCAACGCCAUGCCAACCAGUACCGUGUGGUCAUCGAGUCAUUACUCAAUGGUCAGAAGCAGGAAGUGCAGUUGGAUGGCUCCUCUUCCAGGCACUGCUUUAAUGACCUGAGUCCAAACACACAGUACAAGAUCACUGUCUACGCUCAGCUGCAGGACACAGAGGGGCCAGCCGUCACCACCAUCCAGAAAACAUUUCCUGUACCCACCACUCCUCCCACCAGGCCCCCAACCACCACCCCUCUACCCACCAUUCCUGUAGCUAAAGAAGUAUGCAGAGCAGCGAAGGCUGAUCUGGUGUUUCUGGUCGACGGAUCGUGGAGUAUCGGUGACGAUAACUUUGUGAAAAUCAUUCGCUUCUUGUACAGCACGGCUGGAGCGCUGGAUGAAAUCGGCCCUGGAGGCACACAGGUGGCCAUAGCCCAGUUCAGUGAUGACGCCCGCACUGAGUUCAAACUGAACUCCUAUGAUAACAAGGAGAGUCUGCUGGAUGCUAUUCAGAGGAUUUCAUACAAAGGAGGAAACACUAAAACAGGACGAGCCAUGCAGCAUGUGAAGGACAGUAUCUUCACGGUGGCCGGAGGAAGCAGGCGGGGCGUGCCGAAAGUGCUGGUGGUCCUGACAGACGGCCGUUCCCAAGAUGAUGUCAACAAGAUCUCCCAGGAGAUCCAGAUGGAGGGUUACAUCGUGUUCGCGAUCGGUUUUGCCGACGCCGAUUACGGCGAGUUGGUGAGCAUCGCCAGCAAACCCAGUGAACGGCAUGUGUUCUUUGUGGACGACCUGGAUGCCUUUAGAAAGAUCGAAGAGAAGCUCAUCACUUUCGUGUGUGAGGCUGCAACAGCAACUUGUCCAUCCGUACCGAUGAGCGGCAGCACGCUGCCAGGCUUUAGGAUGAUGGAGAUGUUUGGUCUGGUGGAGCACCUGUACAGUAAUCUGGAGGGCAUUUCACUGGAGCCAGGAACUUUCAACAGCUUCAACAGCUUCAGACUAGGCAGUGAUGCACUACUGGCACAACCUACCAGGUAUAUCCACCCUGAGGGUCUGCCAUCUGACUACACCAUCACCAUGGUGUUCCGCCUGCUGCCCGAAACCCCACAGGAGCCCUUUGCAUUGUGGGAAGUUCUCAACAGCAGAAAUGAACCCUUAGUAGGAGUCAUUCUGGACAAUGCAGGGAAGACGCUGACGUUCUUCAAUAACGACUAUAAAGGGGAUUUUCAGACAGUCACAUUCGAGGGUCCUGAGAUUAAGAAACUUUUCUAUGGAAGCUUCCACAAGCUGCAUAUAGCAGUGAGUAAGACACUGGCACAGGUGAUGGUGGAUUGUAAUCUGGCUGGAGAAAAGCCCAUUAACGCCGCUGGCAACAUCACCACUGAUGGACUGGAGGUCCUGGGCAGGAUGGUCCGCUCCAGAGGGGACAAGGACAACUCUGCACCGUUUCAGCUGCAGUCAUUCGAUAUUGUGUGUAGUACAUCGUGGGCUCGGCGAGACAAGUGCUGCGAUCUUCCCAGUCUGAGAAAGGAGGCAGAUUGCCCCGCUCUGCCUCGGGCCUGCACUUGCACUCAGGACAGCAAAGGCCCUCCUGGUCCCCCAGGACCAACGGGAGGAGCUGGUAUGAGAGGGGCGAAAGGAGAUCGGGGCGAGCCUGGGCCUGUGGGGCCAGUUGGUCCAAUGGGAGAUGCUGGAAUACCAGGACCUCAGGGCCCUCCUGGCCCCCAGGGGCCCAGUGGACGUUCCAUCAGAGGCCCACCGGGUGGUCCAGGUGAGAGAGGGGAGAAAGGUGAAGCAGGAGCUCGAGGGCUUCAGGGAGUUCCAGGAACACCAGGGUCUCCAGGACGGGAGGGCCCUCCAGGACCCAGGGGUUUGCAGGGUAAAGAUGGACCCCAGGGCAGAGUGGGUCCCCCAGGAAGUGUUGGAGGUCCAGGGGCUCCUGGAGCACCAGGCCAGAAUGGCCCUCCUGGACCCAUCGGAGAGCAGGGACCUCCAGGCCCUGCAGGCUCCAAAGGAGAGAAAGGAGAAAGGGGAGAUAUGCAGUCGACUUCCUCAGUCCAAGCCAUAGCCAGACAAGUCUGUGAACAGCUCAUACAGAGUCACAUGGCCCGCUAUAACUCCAUCCUGAAUCAUGUUCCGAGUCAGCCGGUGUCAAUCCGCACAGUCGCUGGGCCUCCUGGAGAGCCAGGCCGUCCGGGUCCUCCAGGACAGCAAGGAGAACAGGGUUCUCCUGGCCGGCCGGGAUUUCCUGGAACUAAUGGAGAGAAUGGCCAACCAGGAUCCAGAGGUCCCCCAGGUGAAAAAGGAGAGAAGGGAAGCCCAGGUGUGGGUAUCCAGGGCCCCAGAGGAUCUCAGGGACCACCAGGGCCACCUGGUGAGGGAAGGGCUGGUGGUCCAGGCCCUGCUGGUCGCCCUGGUAACCCCGGAACUUCAGGCAGGCCGGGCAUGCCUGGGCCAGUAGGACCUGCCGGACCUCCGGGCUACUGCGAUCCAAACGCUUGCGGAUACAACGUCGGAGAGAGGGAAAUUGACCGUGAAGUGACUGACAGCGAUAUUCCCGUAGUCCAACUGGCGCCAAACCCGUACCAACCCUAUACCCCAGAGGAAGAAGGUGAAGAGGAAGACCCUUACGGCAGUUAUGGGACAUACCCCUCCUACUACCAGCCCAACUACCCCCAGCCCCGCCUCGUCGAGCCAGGCGACCCAGUCAUAGCGGAGGACACGGAGGAGUUGCGGUCGCCAGGUAUACAGCGACAGACUCGCAGUGUAGCAGAACGUAGGAGGGGUCAGAAAGGGAAUGACCACUAACUUUUAACAACCUUCUGUUGACACCUGGUAACCAUUAAAGGGGGAUUCCUAUGAUUUUUUAUCCUGCAUAAUUUUAGUGCUAAAAUGUAAAGAAAGUCAGGGUGAUUUGAUGUAAAAUGGUUCAUAGAUAAACUCUUUACAGUGGUGGUGAUAGGGACGAGAGGUCAUAGUGUCUACUGCACAAAAUGGCCAUUGUAUUUACUAUCCAAAAUGACCAGUGCUCUUUCCAUUGUGUGUAAAAUUACUGAUGAAUGGGCCAAAAGAAACAGCCCAAAAGUACUUGAAAAAGACUGUUUCCAUUGACUUACAUUAAAAACAUUAAAUUACAUUAAAAGUAAGGUGUUUUUCUCUUCUCCUGUAAAGUCUAAAUUUUGCCAUAUAUAUAAGCUGAUUGGUUGAGAAGCGUUCUAACCGUGCUGUUAUUCUGCCAUAACACAAACGCUCUAUCACUACGCUGAGAUGCCGUUGCUAAGCAACAACUUUGGCAGCUGUAGGAGUUCAAGCCAUUUGAAUGUUUUACUUCUUACUUUGCUAACAAACAGAAAAUGGAAAUACUUUUAAGAUCCCAUUUGCCAAACAAAAUGGGCUGUAAAAUGCUAUACAGACUGGUUGGAACAAAACAAUGUUAAUAUUGAUGUAGCAAAAAUGGACAAAACUGAGCUAAACUUGAUAUUGUGGAAGUUUUAUGGCUCAGUCUGAUUUGAUCAGAAUCUGAAGAUGAAGCUACACGUUUGGCGAAUGGUAUUCGUUUCAAUUCUGGCUAAGUCCAGGUUGCUUAGGUUUUCUUCUGUCAUAGCUGCCAACUUAAAAGCUGCUCUGUAGUGGAAGCUGGAGAACAAACUGACGCUGACAUUAAAACAUUAAAUUUCACAUUCACAGCCGAAAUUAUUCAUUUCUUACUUGAUUGAUGUUGUAUAAAAGCAAUAUAACCCCCAAGGUCUUGUG